This is a messenger RNA of Hydractinia symbiolongicarpus, 1140 nucleotides long. RefSeq lists its product as uncharacterized. The record is from RefSeq and is a predicted model, not a curated record. The transcript is spliced from 2 exons. Bases 1 to 1140 code for a protein of 379 amino acids. NCBI's taxonomy places the organism in Eukaryota, Metazoa, Cnidaria, Hydrozoa, Anthoathecata, Hydractiniidae.
AUGGACUCCAGCAAGAAAAGCAGUCAAAGUGGGAAAAGAGGGGCAAAAGACUCCUCCUCCAGUAGUAAAGACUCCUCCUCCAGUAGUAAAGACUCCUCCUCCAGUAGUAAAGACUCCUCCUCCAGCAGUUCGAGCGACGGUGCCUUGACAUGUUACCUCCAUGAUCUCAGUCCAGUCAAAAAGGCAAGAAAUAGCAGUGUUGGUUAUUACAAUUUUACUGUCCAAACUGAUGAAACUGUUCACCGUGGUGUGUCAUUUCGAAUGGAUUUGAGGGAUAAGAUAGAAAAAGCAGCUGAAUCGAAGAGUCCCGUAAAGUUGGUUAAUUAUAAACGCAAAGCGAACUGGAAAGAUAACAGCCUCCAGGACAUUGAAGUCAAUAGAAACACCAGAUUGGAGGAGUGUAAAGCUGGUUUCGCUCACAAAAACAUCAAAAAGGAUGUUGCCAAACGUCAAAAAAUCAAAACUGUGCUUGAUAGUGGUUAUGAUAAACAGAUGGUUACUAUAAUAGGAUAUAUUGACAUUGAUAAUGUGGCUAUUUCAACUAUGGAUUCGUCUGCAAAAAGAACUGAUACAUUCGUUAACGAUGACAGUGGGAUUGUUUUGGUUUCCUUUUGGAAUGAAAUCGCAAAUCAGCUGAGCACGAGUGGUACCUAUGAAUUACAAAAUCUUUCCGUACGGGAGUUAAAUUCAACCCCUGUUGAAACUGUUCUCACUACAACCAGCGAAUCAUUGAUCUUGCCCUGGACGAAAGGUAAUGCAAUAAAACAAUCGUCUCCACCAUAUCAGCUAAAGAAGUCCUUGCAUUUUCCCAUAAAAAGUGUUUCAAUCAGCCAGAAGGUAUAUAAAUGUCCUCGUUGUUUUACUCAAAUUGAAGAAUCUACGCUUGGACAAGAUUUUUUUCGUUGCGCCAAAAGUAAAAAUAGUACAAAAUUUUCUUCGUUGUCAUCAAAUGUUACGAUCCAGUUAAUAACGAAUGAAGGACAAAAAGUGGUUAUGUAUAGCACUCAGCUUAACCAAUAUCUCCUAGCGAAAAGGGAAAGUGUUGAAGUUGACGAUGAAGACCAAGUAUGCAAGGUUUUGCUGUUGGAUGAAAAAUCUGUGAUUUCUGUUAAUCACCGUAAUGUUGUCACUGACUUCUAA